Lobosporangium transversale is the source of this 1509-nucleotide messenger RNA. RefSeq names its product P-loop containing nucleoside triphosphate hydrolase protein. The transcript is spliced from 6 exons. Gene Ontology annotation, molecular function: ATP binding; RNA binding; RNA helicase activity. The record is from RefSeq and is a predicted model, not a curated record. Gene Ontology annotation, cellular component: nucleus; cytoplasmic stress granule. Gene Ontology annotation, biological process: poly(A)+ mRNA export from nucleus. Bases 118 to 1509 code for a protein of 463 amino acids. NCBI's taxonomy places the organism in Eukaryota, Fungi, Mortierellomycota, Mortierellomycetes, Mortierellales, Mortierellaceae.
CUAUCCUUUAGGAAAUCCUUGACGCGAAAACUGGUUCAUACUUCAUAGCUCAAACUUCCUCAAUACAGCAGUGAUCAUUAUAACAACCCGUUGAACCUUUCCUUCUGCUCUCUCACUAUGGAUCUAGACGACCGAUCCUUAGACGAUAAGACGGCGUCACAGCUAAAGACAUUACAUUUAGCCCAUGAUAUCAAAGUCCAACAGCUGAACCCCGAUUCGCCUCUGCAGUCUGCCACCACGUUCGAGCAACUACAACUGAGAGAAGACCUUCUUCGAGGUGUAUAUAAUAGUGGUUUUUCAGUGCCAUCCAAGAUCCAAGCGCAUGCAUUGCCUUUGUUACUGAAGGAUCCACCACAGCAUCUCAUCGCACAAGCUCAAUCAGGUACCGGUAAAACUGCGGCCUUUUCAUUAGCUAUCUUGAGUCGCAUCGACUCUAACAACCCUUCUACUCAGGCAAUCGUCUUAGCGCCUACAAGAGAAUUGGCUUUACAGAUUGUUGAAGUGAUGAGAAUGCUAGCCAAGUAUACAAGCGUUGUCAUUACCGAAGUCGUCCGCGAAAAAGCUUCUCUUGUAGAACCCAUAAUGGGUCAAAUCCUUAUUGGGACCCCUGGAACAAUGGAAGAUAGGCUCAAGCGAUACCUUCCUUAUGCGACGUUCGAGCAACGUCGUAGUACUACGAUAAGGGAGAAAUUUAUUGAAGCAUCCAAGGUUCGAAUGUUUGUUCUUGAUGAAGCCGACUACAUGCUUGACCUUCAAGGCCUUGGCUCGCAGGUGCAAGUUAUCAAAAGGCUCCUCCCAAAAGACGUCCAGCUUAUGUUUUUUUCCGCCACUUGGAACGACAAAAUCAUUCGCUUUGCAAAUGAUUUUCUCGGAGGUGCACCUUCGAACAGUAUACGCCUACAGACGUAUGAGAUGAUGCUUUCCAAUGUGGUUCAGUUUUAUGUUGAUUGUGAAAACGAAGAGGAUCGAUUAAAGGUCCUAGUUGCCAUGUAUAGCAUCUUGACCAUCUCUCAGAGCAUCAUUUUUGUAGAGCGACGUGCUGUAGCCGAAACGAUUACAGAAAGAAUGACUGAAAGGGGUCACCAUGUCUCUUUCGUUCAUGGAGGCCUAUCCCCAAACAAACGUGACGCUCGUAUGGAAAAAUUCCGUACAGCUCAAACAAAGGUGCUAAUUACCACAAACUUGUUGGCAAGAGGCAUCGAUAUUGAACGCAUUACGAUGGUGAUCAACUAUGACCUACCUAUAGCCUCUAAUGGUAGGGCUGAUACAACCACCUAUGUCCAUAGGAUGGGUCGCACUGGACGUUUUGGACGGACUGGCGUCUGCGUCAACUUCAUUCACGACGAAAAGAGUUAUGAGAUAAUGCAACAAAUCACGCAGUUUUAUGAUCAUGACCUUCACAAAAUCCCUACGGAUCUGCGCCAAGAGGAUGGUCCAACCUUGGCGGAGCAAGAAAGCGCACGGAUGGAUCGAAUGGAAGAAUUUAUCAAGAAACAUAUGAAAACUUGA